CUGGUCGACUGGUUGAUUUGAUAGUUGAAAUAAAAUCAACCAAAACAACCUACCUAUAUACGUUAAUUAAGGAAAUCAAAGGUUCAAAAUACAUUAAAAUAACAUUUAUACAUAACCGUAUUUCUAUCAAUUAACAAUUUAGAGUGUUAUUUAUGUUUCAAAUAUGUUAGCUUCAGUUAUAAAAGAACACCAAGCCAAACAGGCUGCUAAGCGAGUCGUACAAGAGCAAAAGCGCAAGGAAUGUAUAGCAGCCGCAAAUGAUUUGACACAGGCCCUUGUUGAUCAUCUCAAUGUGGGAGUGGCCCAAGCUUAUCUCAACCAAAAGAAAUUAGAUGCUGAAGCUAAACUAUUGCACCAAGGAGCAAUAAACUUUGCGAAACAAACACAACAGUGGGUUGCUCUUGUGGAGAACUUCAGUAGUGCCCUCAAGGAAAUUGGUGAUGUUGAAAACUGGGCGAGAAGCAUAGAGAAUGACAUGAAGAUUAUCACGGAGACUUUAGAAAAGGCUUAUGAAACAACACAGGAGAAACCUAGCAAUAGUCAAUCAUAGAGUUAGGAAUUUUUUUUCUAAGUUUAACUAUAAUUAAAGGCAUAAUUCCAGAUUCAUAGAAAUACAUAAUAUAUUAUAUGACAUUCCGUUAUAUUUGUGUGUUUUAGUCGUGCAUUGACCUUGUUCAAUGCAUGGCAACUAUAAAAAUCAGCAGUGCUGCUUGUCUCGUACGACAUUCUAGGGAAGAAAUGAAGUAGUAUAUUUUAGCAACCAUGAUUUCUUUCCCAUUUUGCCACAGCACUAAGGCUUAUGUCUUAUAGUAGAGGCAAAUACAUAGUGAUCUUUGUUUUUUUUAUGAGUAAAGGAUUGUCAAACAAAAUUGGAAUAUAAAAAUCAUUUAUUAAAUUUCCAUAAAUAUAAGCUUUAUACUAAAU
Amyelois transitella is the source of this 924-nucleotide messenger RNA. RefSeq names its product biogenesis of lysosome-related organelles complex 1 subunit 1 (gene Blos1). The record is from RefSeq and is a predicted model, not a curated record. NCBI's taxonomy places the organism in Eukaryota, Metazoa, Arthropoda, Insecta, Lepidoptera, Pyralidae. Gene Ontology annotation, cellular component: BLOC-1 complex. Gene Ontology annotation, biological process: endosomal transport. The transcript has 3 exons. Bases 164 to 550 code for a protein of 128 amino acids.